AUUUGUCUCUCUGCUUCCACUGUGCUUAGUAUAUUCUUUUUUUAUAUUUCUACCCCUUUUUAUACACAUUAAACCACCUUUUUUUCCUCAUACACCAGAAACAAUGGGUCGUAUUUCAAGGAACAAGCAAGCUGGGCCGUUGCCUCUUGAGAAGGAGAUGGUUACCGGUAAGGUGACCAAGGCUCUGCACGAUCAGCUCAAGCACGAGAAUACCCGCUCUCGCAAGCAAAAGGAAGCCGCACAGAAGCAAAAGAAGGCUACUUCCAGUGGAAGAACCCCCGCUGCCGCCGCCGCCAAACCUGCUGUUGCUGCUGCUGCUGCUGCUCCCGCGUUCAAUGGACGUAACGGUAAGCGCACCAUUGCCGCCGAAAAGCCCUCUGCCGACACGAAGAACAAGCGCACCAAGGUUGCUGUUGUACAAAAGCCCGAGAGUGAGGAGGAGGAAGAGGAGGACAUUGUCAGUGAUGAUGCGCCGGAUUAUACUGCCGAGGGAGCCCCCGAAGACGGAUGGGACAAUGCUCCGUUGGCAAGUGCCUCCGAGAACGAAGACGACUCCAUGGGAGAGUUUGACGAAGACGACGAUGAGGAGGGUGUUAGCCAGAUGCCUCUUUCUCUGCUUGACAGCGAUGAUGAGGAGGACAGCGAUAUGGGCGGCAUCGAGUCCUACGACGAAAUGGAUUCCGACGAGGACCUGGAUGAAGAGGCUGCCGUGACCUUCCGUGACAUGGAGAAGCGCUCGCGUAAGCUUGAUGCCAUGCGCAAAGAGGACGAGGAGAUGGCUGAUAUUGAAGCCACCGCUGCUGAGGACGUGGUCGAGGGCGAGCGCGAAAUCUUCAUGCUGCCGUCGGCCAAGCAGGUCGAGGCCGAAAAGGAAGCGCCGUUGGAUCUGUCCCAGGUGCAGCUGCGUAUCCAGGAGAUUAUCCGCGUGCUGAACAACUUUUCUGAGCUGCGCGCGCCCGAUAGCUCUCGCAACGACUAUAUGGAGCAGCUGCAGCGCGACAUGUGCUUCUACUACGGGUACAACGAGUUCCUCAUGGACAAGCUUCUUCAGCUGUUCACUGUCAGCGAGGCCGUUGAGUUCUUUGAGGCUAAUGAGGUUGCACGCCCUGUGACUAUCCGCACAAACACCCUGAAGACCCGGCGACGUGAUCUUGCCCAGGCACUGAUUAACCGCGGUGUCAACCUUGAUCCCAUCGGUAAGUGGACCAAGGUCGGUCUGACCAUCUUCGACUCGCCCGUGCCUAUCGGUGCCACCCCCGAGUACAUGGCCGGCCACUACAUGAUUCAGGCAGCGUCGUCCUUCCUGCCCGUCAUGUCGUUGGCGCCCCAGGAGAACGAGAAGGUUCUGGAUAUGUCAGCUGCCCCCGGCGGCAAGACCACGUACUGCUCGGCCCUGAUGAAGAACACCGGCCUCGUUGUCGCCAACGAUGCCAACAAGGAGCGUGAGAAGGCCCUGGUUGCCAACAUUCACCGUUUGGGUAUCUCCAACACCAUCGUGUGCAACUACGACGGUCGUGAGUUCCCCAAGGUCAUGGGUGGCUUCGACCGCGUUCUCCUGGAUGCACCCUGCAGUGGCACGGGCGUCAUCUCCAAGGAUGCCUCCGUCAAGGUGAACAAGAGCCAGGACGACAUCAACAUGCUGACCCACCUGCAGAAGGAGCUGAUCCUGUCGGCUAUCGACUCUGCCAACGCUGACUCUGCCACCGGCGGCUACAUUGUUUACUCCACGUGCUCCGUGACCAUCGACGAGGAUGAGGCUGUUGUCAACUACGCCCUGAGCAAGCGCCCUAACGUCAAGCUGGUGUCUACGGGUUUGGAUUUCGGCGCUAAGGGAUUCACUAGCUUCCGCGGCCAGAGCUUCCACUCAUCCUUGAACCUCACUCGCCGGUUCUACCCACAUGCACACAAUAUGGAUGGCUUCUUUGUCGCAAAGUUUAAGAAACUCUCGAACAAGAUCCAGAAUGCCGAGAACCAGUUUGUCGUUCCCACCGGUAGCGGUGCCAAGACAAAGCAGAAGAAGAAGAGCGUCAGCAAGUAGACAUAUCAAACAAGUAAAGGUUUAUGUUUUUAUUUCGUUUUUUUGAAAAGGUUAUUUUAAUUGGCCUCUUUUUUUCCAUUUCGUAUAUUUCUUAUAAAAAAACAUCAUUAAAAAUA
This is a messenger RNA of Kickxella alabastrina, 2154 nucleotides long. RefSeq names its product NOL1/NOP2/sun family-domain-containing protein. Gene Ontology annotation, biological process: rRNA base methylation; maturation of LSU-rRNA. The transcript has a single exon. Gene Ontology annotation, cellular component: nucleolus. The record is from RefSeq and is a predicted model, not a curated record. The coding region runs from base 104 to 2038 and encodes 644 amino acids. Gene Ontology annotation, molecular function: RNA binding; rRNA (cytosine-C5-)-methyltransferase activity. Lineage: Eukaryota; Fungi; Kickxellomycota; Kickxellomycetes; Kickxellales; Kickxellaceae.